AUGUUCAGGUCAGCUCCAGCUCCAGAUGCUGCAGCUCCUGCGGGAGCUCCCGGGGCUCCUGGCGCUCCUGGGGCAGAAGGAGCACCAGGCACAGGCGCUCCUGCCCCUCCCAACACCUCCAGCAAUCGCCGACUACAGCAGACACAGGCGCAGGUGGAAGAGGUUGUUGAUAUUAUGCGUGUGAAUGUGGAUAAAGUCUUGGAGCGGGACCAGAAACUGUCAGAGCUGGACGACAGGGCCGAUGCAUUGCAGGCUGGAGCCUCUCAGUUUGAGAGCUGCGCUGCCAAGCUGAAGAACAAGUACUGGUGGAAGAACUGUAAGAUGAUGAUUAUGAUGGGCAUUAUUGGAGUCAUAGUGGUUGGGAUAAUCUUCUUAUAUUUCUUCUCAUGAGCUCAUCCAGCUGACAGGGAUAAGAAAACCAGUGAAAGGAGGCA
Molecule: messenger RNA, 434 nt
Organism: Neoarius graeffei (lesser salmon catfish)
Lineage: Eukaryota; Metazoa; Chordata; Actinopteri; Siluriformes; Ariidae
Gene: vamp1b
Product: vesicle associated membrane protein 1b
Exons: 4
Coding region: 1-390 (129 amino acids)
Biological process (GO): vesicle-mediated transport; vesicle fusion; SNARE complex assembly
Cellular component (GO): plasma membrane; SNARE complex
Molecular function (GO): SNAP receptor activity; syntaxin binding
Source: RefSeq, a predicted model, not a curated record